Molecule: messenger RNA, 813 nt
Organism: Cuscuta campestris
Lineage: Eukaryota; Viridiplantae; Streptophyta; Magnoliopsida; Solanales; Convolvulaceae
Source: the annotation of a GenBank genome assembly
CUAGAAGUCUCAAACCCCUUUCUCCGGCAGAUGAGAGUGGUGCAGACGGCGGUUCAAAAUCUCCCUCCGGCGAACCACCUAUAAAGCUAAAAUCUGAACGGCGUUUAUACCUGCGUUCUCGAGAAUGGGGCGUGAAAUGGCGAUCUCACUGGAUGGAGUAAGGGACAAGAAUUUGAUGCAGCUGAAGAAGCUCAACACCGCCCUCUUCCCUGUCCGCUACAACGAUAAGUACUACGCCGAUUCAAUCGCCUCCGGCGAAUUCACCAAGCUAGCAUACUACAGUGACAUUUGUGUUGGUUCAAUUGCAUGCCGGCUUGAGAAGAAGGAAGGAAGUGCCGUGCGUGUAUACAUCAUGACCUUGGGAGUUUUGGCUCCUUAUAGAGGAUUAGGUGUUGGUUCAAAGCUGUUGAAUCAUGUUCUUGAUCUCUGUGCCAAGCAAAAUAUCAGUGAGAUUUACUUGCACGUCCAGACAAACAACGACGAUGCCAUCAAAUUCUACCAGAAAUUUGGGUUCCAGAUUACGGAUACCAUCCACAACUAUUACACGAACAUAACGCCCCCAGACUGCUAUGUGGUGACCAAGUUCAUCCCUCAAUCCCAGUCGAAUAAAUAGAGUGAUUCGGUUCAGAUUUUCCAAUUCCCAAAACUUGUGCUUUUUUGCUACUGAAUUGUUUUCUUGAAUCCCAUUGGAAUGCAAUUAGUUUUUUUUUUUCUCUGAAUGAAGAGUUGAUAUUCGAGUAGAAACAAAAAUUUUGUUCCAUUCAAGACAUUUGUUACCAAUUACAUACAUUAUCUGCCUCUGACCUCUUAAUG